Epithele typhae is the source of this 1611-nucleotide messenger RNA. RefSeq lists its product as uncharacterized. Gene Ontology annotation, molecular function: hydrolase activity. The coding region runs from base 1 to 1611 and encodes 536 amino acids. Lineage: Eukaryota; Fungi; Basidiomycota; Agaricomycetes; Polyporales; Epitheliaceae. The record is from RefSeq and is a predicted model, not a curated record. The transcript is spliced from 10 exons.
AUGCCGCCACAACCAGGAGUCUUCGCCGUCUCAGGACACACCACCCACAAAGUCCGCUCCGGGCAGACCGUCGAGGCUUCCUCCGUCACCGCGAUCCACUACGAAUCGGUCGCAGGGCCGAGCUCUCGCCCACACGGCGGCCCCGGCGACGACCCCAAGAAAGAGAAGCGGCGAAAGGAGGUCGUAGGAAGGGUCACCAACCAGCUCGCGGAGCGCAGAGAGGACAUGGCCCGCCAUUUCGCGGAGGCGAUAUCCGACCUCCACAGCGCCUCGCUCCAGCUCUCCACCCGGCCGGACACCUCGCCCGCGUACAACCUGCGCCUGUACCCGAUCUCGCUCGAGCGCGGCGCGCUGCUGUCGUCGAUCGAGUUCCAGGAGCGGCACGCGAUGCAGGUCAUCCAGACCGCGUACGAGGAGGAGCGGACGAAGAUCGAGGGCGAGUGGGCAAAGGGCCGGGACAGCAUACGCGACCGGAUGAUCGACAGCAUCAUCGAGCGUCGCAAACGCGCUCGGGAAGAGAAAGACGGCGAGGGCACGGUCAUCGUCGCGGCCGCACAUAACGCGGAAGCUGCGAAACAAGAUCGGGACGUCGCCCCGUCGACCCCGGUCCCCGCUGGCCACCCCGGCGCGGGCAACGGCUCGAAUGCGGCGAAUGCGGGGGCCGUGACCACCGGCCCGCUCCUCAACCCCCACUCGUUGAACGUCGAAGAACUGCCGUCCCCGUUCCCCCUCCCACUCAUCGUCAUAGGGUCGAAUGGGGGCCAGAGCUAUGGAUACAGCGCGAACGCGGGAGCAACUGGGAACGGCCGGAGAAGGGCGAAAAACAAAGGCGAGAAGGAGGCGAAUGGCGUCGGCAAGAAUCUGGCCUGCUUGAUUCCCCUCAAAGAGGCCGACUACGAGGCCGACCUCGGCGAGAUACGGCGGGGCAACAAGAGGAGGAGAGCAGCGGUGUUCGCCAUGAAGGUACAUCGCCAAGGUCGGUGGCUUCGACUGCUAUGUUGCUACUCCAAAUGGAGAGAGGACAAGGUGCACCUGUUUCUCGUCGACGGUAUAGGCAUACAGUCCCCGAACAACCAGCUCCUCGCGGACGACUUCGCACUAAACGGGUUCAAAACGGUCAUCGUCGACUACUACGAGGGCGAACCCGUACCGCUUGAGGUCCUCACCGACCCCGAGCUUGCCGGAAAGUUCGACCUCCCGGGCUGGUUGGGCCGCCACCCUCCCACCCGCGCGCAGGAGAUCGUUCGCGCGGUUAUGGCUGCGUUGCGUGAGGAGGGCGUCGCGAAGUUCGCCUCGACGGGGUACUGCUACGGCGGCGGAUCGGCUUCGACCUCGCUCCCCGGACGACCUCUUGAAAUACGGGAGCUGUCCAGGGCGCCGCUCCUGCUGAACUCGUGCGAGUUCGACGAGAUGUUCCCUCAGGCGGAGGCAGAGAAGGCGGACGAUAUCCUCGGCGGUGGCAAGUUCGCGCCCGGGUAUGAACGCACCCACUGGGAGGGAUGCCACCACGGCUAUGCCGUGCGUGGGGACAUGACAGACCCGAAGGUCACGGCGGGAAAGGAGGGUGCGUUCAAUGCCACCGUGAAGUUCUUGAAGAAGUACUUCGUAUAG